CUUAUCUUAAGGAGUACGCAAAAUGAGUUCAAAAUACGAGUGAUAUACUACACGAUAAGUAUCUAUAUGAGGAGAAGACAUGAAAUGCUUAACUCUUUGUACGUUGUUGAUAAUAUUAAAGGGAUGUAUGUUUCAAGAGUCCGGGGAGUCGGAGUAUAUAAAGUUUCACUAUGAACCACAUACGCAUAUGAUGAUUGUAACAAGGCAAUCCACGUGCUAUAUGUUUGUUCUGACGUCAUCAGAAAUGGCAAUGGUUCAUGAAGACAGUAGUCUCCGUACAUUGGAGUUGCAUUUGUUGGCAAAAAUAAAUGAUCCAUCCACACAGCUUACAACAGUGCCACAUUUUUCUCUACAUACGAACCUGCAAAGACAGUGUGGUAAAGAUAUGUUGCACCAUUACAUAAUUCAAUGAUUUGUUACAGUUUGGAAAAUAAAUAUUCACAAAGAAAUGAU
This is a messenger RNA of Mercenaria mercenaria, 453 nucleotides long. RefSeq lists its product as uncharacterized. The record is from RefSeq and is a predicted model, not a curated record. The transcript is spliced from 4 exons. Lineage: Eukaryota; Metazoa; Mollusca; Bivalvia; Venerida; Veneridae. The coding region runs from base 80 to 412 and encodes 110 amino acids.